AUGGCAUUCAGGCACUCGGAGGACGAUGCACAAGAAGCUGCAACGCCGGUGACGAUGCAUCACGUCAACGUGGCCGGGAUCAUCCCUUUGCUGAUCCUGGAGACUAGGUGGCCAUCGUUCCGGCUCCGCCAUUAUGCCUGCUUUUGGGUGCCUGAGGUAAAAAUAUUGCAGAUAGGCAUCCCGGCCAUCCAUUCCUGCUUCAAGCCAAGACCCACCGACGUGUUCCUUGCAAGCUACCCCAAGUCUGGCACCACUUGGCUCAAGGCCCUCGCCUUCGCAACCCUGAAGCGUUCCACGCAUCCGCCGUGCGACAACAACCAUCCGCUGCGCCAUUGCAGCCCCCACGACAUUGUCAGGUUCAUCAAAAUAGAAUUCAACACAAAGGAUGAGUUUGAAGUGCUCCCUUCCCCGCGCGUGCUGGCCACACACCUUUCCUACUCCUUGCUGCCUAACUUCAUCACCGGGGAGCACUCAGGGUGCCGGAUCGUGCACAUAUGCCGAGAACCCAAGGAUGCUCUAGUCUCAUUCUGGUUGUUCACAAGGAAGAUGGCGUCGGCGUGGGGAGUUGAUGCGCAGUCAUUCACGAUCCAGGAGGCGUUCGAGCUGUUCUACCAAGGCCGCUGUUCUGAUGCCCCCCACAGUGGCAGCAUGUCCUCUGGGAGGAGAGCGUGA
This is a messenger RNA of Miscanthus lutarioriparius, 672 nucleotides long. The record is from the annotation of a GenBank genome assembly. NCBI's taxonomy places the organism in Eukaryota, Viridiplantae, Streptophyta, Magnoliopsida, Poales, Poaceae.